Neoarius graeffei (lesser salmon catfish) is the source of this 1983-nucleotide messenger RNA. It is a transcript of the gene stk33, whose product is annotated as serine/threonine kinase 33. The annotation marks the transcript as partial. Lineage: Eukaryota; Metazoa; Chordata; Actinopteri; Siluriformes; Ariidae. Gene Ontology annotation, molecular function: ATP binding; protein kinase activity. The record is from RefSeq and is a predicted model, not a curated record. Gene Ontology annotation, biological process: protein phosphorylation. The transcript has 13 exons.
UUUUUCACUGAUUCACUGCGGGAUUCACCGGCGGCUUUCACUUCCAACACUUCCAACACGCGGCCGACUGGAGCCUGGCGGAGUCAAGAGCAGACGGAUGUUUCUGGAGGUGCUGAGAGGAUGGCCGUGUCGUGGAGACGUGUGGACAGUGCAGAGCGAACAGUGCCACACGCUCACCUGAGCGAUGAAGCUGACGUUCAGAAAAUCUACUCCUUCGGGAAGAAACUAGGUGAAGGAGCCUUCGGGGUCGUCCAUGAAGUCACUCACACGGAGACACAGAAGAAAUGGGCGAUUAAGAAAGUGAAGAAAAUGGAGCGUGGGAGUUCCAGGGCGAGGCAUUUGGAGCGAGAGGUGGACAUCCUGAAGCGGGUGAACCACAAGAACAUCAUCCACCUGGAGGAGGUGUUGGAGACGCCAGAGCAAAUGUACCUGGUUGUAGAGCUGUGUGAAGGUGGAGAGCUGAACCAGUUCUUACAGAAAAAAGGCCAUUUCAGUGAAGAGGACACUAAAUACAUCAUCAGCAGCUUAGCCGAGGCCACUGUCUACCUUCACAAGCGGGGCAUCGUUCACAGGGAUCUCAAACUGGAAAACAUUCUUGUGGACAGUUAUGAACAGAGAAAUGAUCAGACCAUCGUAAACAUCAAGAUCACAGACUUCGGACUGUCCGUGCAGAAACGUGGAGUGGGCAGUGCGCGCAUGAUGCAAAGCACAUGUGGGACACCUCAAUACAUGGCACCUGAAGUGCUUGCUGGCCAUGACUACAGCCAGCAGUGUGACGUAUGGAGCAUCGGUAUCAUCAUGUACAUGCUGAUAAGUGGAGAACAUCCGUUCACGCCCAACUCUCAUGAACAUUUGUUUCAAAAAAUUAAGAAGGGGGAACUGAAAUUCUCUGCUGCUGUGUGGGAGACCAUCAGUGACGCAGCCAAAGCGGCGCUGAUCUGUCUGCUGAAAGUCGACCCAGCGUAUCGCAUCACAGCCAGUGAGCUGCUGGAUCACCCCUGGAUCACGGGAGACACGUCUGCGGAUAUCUUCCCCACCAACGUCCUGGAGAUGAUGAAAGAGUUCCAGAAUGAGCUACAGGAUGAGGAGAGCAAGCAGGCGAGCCAGGGAACGGGCGACCUCCCUCACAGCUGCUCCCAGGACACUGUGGUCGAGUCUGUGGCCUCCCCAGAAUCUCUGUCCAUUCCUCUGUCUGCUCCUCCGUCCACUCCUCCAUCCAUGCCUCUGUCCACUCCUCCAUCUGCGCCUCUGUCCAUUCCUCUGUCUGCUCCUCCGUCCACUCCUCCAUCCAUGCCUCCAUCCGCUCCUCCAUCUGUGCCUCUGUCCACUCCUCUGUCCACUCCUCCGUCUGCUCCUCCGUCCACUCCUCCAUCCGCUCCUCCAUCUGCGCCUCUGUCCACUCCUCCAUCUGCACCUCUGUCCAUUCCUCUGUCCACUCCUCCUUCUGCUCCUCCAUCCUCUCCUCUAUCUGCUCCUCUGUCUGCUCCUCCAUCUGCUCCUCCGUCUGCUCCUCCACCUGCUCCUCUGUCUGCUCCUCCGUCCAACCCUCCAUCUGCUCUUCUGUCCAUUCCUCUGUCCACUCCUCCUUCUGCUCCUCCAUCCUCUCCUCCAUCUGCUCCUGAAUGUCCUCCAGUGCAGACACUCAGCCUCAACGAAGACCUGAACAGCAACAAUGUAAAACCCUCCACAUCCACGAAACCGAAAAAGAAGAAACCCUGCUCCUUCUCUUCUAAAAUCGUGAGGAAGAACAGCUCCGCCGUGAAGGCCAGGAGCGCGCUCAGGUUGUGCACAGGGCAGCCCUCUACAGCGAAAAAACAGACGAGUACAAAGCACCACAAACAUCAGGACAAACUGGAGAGCAGCAGGAAGGCCUCGUCUUCCAAACCAUGCACACCACCUGAUAGCCCCACCCUCCCCUCCACAAGCCACGCCUCAAAGUCAGCUCCACGGCCAAGAUCAUCAGGCAGGCCGCACACACCUUAG